CAAUUAAAAACCAGCAAUUAGAACCUACAAGUUAAUCUAAUCAGUAAAUUUCUCGAGUUUUUAUAUUUGGCUCUUUAGUCUUGGUCCUCAAGUUGAUCAAUAGACAUAAACAAUUUCUAAGUUAGAAAUGGAAACUCCAAUAAUGUUUUCUAUGUUUAUUAAUAAUAGGGUUUCGACUGAGGAAUCAAAUUCAUCUCAAUUAUCAUCUACUUCAUCUGUUAACUCUUUGCAACCUCAACAAUCAACAUCCUCAUCCGGUCCACUAACCAAUGGACAAGUUAAUCGGUGUUUUCCAUUUACAAUUGGCGAGAAAAUUAAAGUGAUCGCCAUAAGUGUUGAUCAACUGAGAUCAUUGAGACAAAAUCACAAUCGAACAGAGGAAUCAAAGGAAGCUCAAUUCAUCGAUAAGAUUGGAACUGUCAAUCGAAUUGGUGAAAAUGGUGAAGUUAUCGUUCAAUUCGAUGAUUCACAAAUUGUUUGGUCCUCGAAUUUCAGCUCGAAAAAGGGACAUGUUGACCAUCAGGUCGAUGAUGUGGUUCAAGUUAUCGAUGAUGAAAAUGAGAUGAAAAAACUUCAACGAGGUCAUGGUGAGUUCUUACCUGAGAUGAGUAAUUAUCUCGGUUUCAAAGGUGUGAUUGUUAAUUUAUUCACUGACGGUGAUUUAAGGGUUGCCUUUGAUGGUGGAACCUGGAUUUUGAAUCCUGAUUGUGUCAUUAAUUUGUCAGCAAUCGAAAGAGAGAAAUCAACCUCAGCCGCUGAAUCAACGGUUCCAGAAAUUGUCGACCUCGAAUCAUCUGACCAAGAAACAGCUUCGUCCUCGAGUACAAAUUUAGAAAACGCUAAUAACCCGACCCCAUUCACGGUCGGUGAUCAAGUUAAAGUGAUCUCCGUGUCUUCCAAUGUCCUCAAAGCAAUUCACUUACCUCCAUCCAUUUGGAAUCCACAAAUGUCACAAUUCAUCGGCAAAACGGGAAUAGUUAUCAAAGUGAUCGAUAAACACAACGUAACAGUUAAAUUUGACUCGUCACGAAAACAAUGUACUUUCAGUCCAGUGGCUUUGGUCAAGCAUUACAUUGGCGAUCUAAUCAAAGUGAAUAAUAUCAAAGAGCAAGAAACUGUUGAAAGUUUACUCGUAAAUGAAAAUUACUCAGUCGAAAUGUUCAAAAUUAUUGGAUCAACUGGAAUAGUUAUCGACGCUGAAAACAAUGGCGAUUUCAUUAUAAACUUGCGAGGUCAAAUUUGGACUUUAAAUCCUUCCUGUGUAACUAAUUUAUCUGAAAUUGUAAGAUCCAAAAAAAGUGUUGAUACAAUGGCCAAGAAACAAGGGGUUUAUACCUGGAAAGAUUGGAUUGACCAGUUGGCUGUUAUUGGUGACGAUUCAAGGCCAGUGACCACGAUUGACUCCCGUGAUCAUCUUUGUGUUAAAAGUGAUGAAGAUACAAACAUAACGGUACUAGUUGAGCGCCAACAUCUCCUCGAAUCAAAAAUGCGCAAAUUUGAAGAGGAAAAUACUUGUGGCAUUUGUUGGAUCAAUGAAAAGAAGAUCAUUUUUUCCUGUGGCCAUGGUGCUUGUAGCGACUGUGCCGACAUCAUUGAAGAUUGUCACCUCUGUCGAGCUUCAAUUAACGAAAAAAUUUCAAUGUAUUAAACGUUAAAACUAAUUAGCUGGACGAUUUCACUGAUUAAACCAAACUAAUUGUAUUACCAA
Panonychus citri (citrus red mite) is the source of this 1708-nucleotide messenger RNA. Its product is annotated as E3 ubiquitin-protein ligase mib1-like. Lineage: Eukaryota; Metazoa; Arthropoda; Arachnida; Trombidiformes; Tetranychidae. Gene Ontology annotation, cellular component: cytoplasm. Bases 128 to 1648 code for a protein of 506 amino acids. The record is from RefSeq and is a predicted model, not a curated record. Gene Ontology annotation, biological process: protein ubiquitination. Gene Ontology annotation, molecular function: ubiquitin-protein transferase activity. The transcript has 3 exons.